AUGGUCUGCACGUCCUACAUGACCGUCGUCGGCAUGCUGGCCGCCCUCGCCCUGGGCGCCACGGAGGCCACGCUGCCCGGCGUUUGCUACGCGCCCUGGCACCAUGACACUGUGACUAGCGACGUGCUGGCCACGGACAUGGCCCAGAUCGCCCAGUACUUCUCGGCCUUCCGCUCGUUCCAGGCGCAAUACAGCGGCAUCAACGUGAUCGAGACAGCGGCCAACGCCGGCCUCAAGGUGGCCGUGGGCGUGCAGCUCACGGACUCGUCGGCCAUCGACACGGAGAUCGAGGCCGUGUGCGACGGCUACUCGUCGUACCCGGACGCCAUCGAGGCCGUGUACGUCGGUAACGAGGACCUCGUGAACGGCGACUACGGCACCUUCAGCGCCGACACGCUGGCCGGCUACAUCUCGCAGGUCAAGGCGUGCACCAGCAACGCCGUGCCCGUCGGCUCGGUGCAGCGCAUCAACGAGUGGUUGAACGCCGACGGCGCCUCCACGCUGGCCGCGGCCUGCGACGUCAUCGGUGUCAACAUCUACCCGUUCUUCACCGAGGGCGACGACUCCUCCGUGACCAAGCUCGAGGCCCAGUGGGCGCAGAUGCUGGCCGCCGGCUACGACGAGAGCACCAUGCACCUGACCGAGACGGGCUGGCCGUACGAGGGCGAUGACUACGAGGGCAACUCGCCGUCCUACGACGGCAUGCAGCAGUACCUGGACGACUGGGCCACCUGGUCCUCGAGCGUGCAGUCCAGCUACUGGUUCAUGAUGUACGACACCACCACGAGCUACACGGGCGCCAACUACGAGACCCACUUCGGUGUCUUCGGCGACGACAUGCAGCUCCAGCACCGGCACGACGACGACGACGUCCACCACCUCGUCCACCACCAGCGACGACGCCACUCAGCAGCAGACCACGCAGAGCUCGGCGUCGACCACCACGGACGACAGCAGACCGUGACGGAGUCUUCAGCGUCCACGACGACCGAUGACUCGACGCAGCAGCAGGACCAGACCGUGACGGAGGCUUCGGCUUCGGAGGAGACGGCGACGGUGACGGAGACGGCCACGCCCGCCCCGACCACUUCGACGUCGGUGGACGCCUCGGAGGAAGAGGACGACAGCACCGUCACGGCCACCGACAGCCCCACGGUGACCGUGGCGACGACCACGACGACGUCGACCACUGCCAACUGCGCCAUGUAA
Messenger RNA from Phytophthora sojae, 1209 nucleotides. RefSeq lists its product as hypothetical. The record is from RefSeq and is a predicted model, not a curated record. Bases 1 to 1209 code for a protein of 402 amino acids. NCBI's taxonomy places the organism in Eukaryota, Oomycota, Peronosporomycetes, Peronosporales, Peronosporaceae. The transcript has 2 exons.